GAGUGGUUUGCAAUGUCCAGCUUGUGAUCAACGGCAGUUUUUCUUCAAUGCCAAGCCAAACAAGAAUCGUGGGGGCGGUCGCGUGGAACGAAUGAGAGAGAAGCAGAACGGGACAUGCAAACCGUGUGCCCCGAUGUCCACGUCAUCCGUUCCCGCCGUCCCAGCCACUUGCUACACGUGGCACGACAUGAUGAUAAUGAUGACGACGGUGAUGAACACGAUGAUGGUGACGAUUACGAUGGUGAUGUUGAUCUGGGCGACGAUGUCGCUGACGAUGAUGACGAUGUUGAUGACGAUGAUGAUGUCGAUGAUGAUGUCGAUGAUCAUGUUCGUGAUGAUGAUGAUUGCGAUGACGACGAUGAUGAUGAUGACGAUGAUGACGRCGAUGAUGACGAUGUUGAUGAUGGCGAUGACAACGAAGAGGACGAUGGUGGUGAUUUUGAUGAUGGCGACGAUGUCGCUGAUGAUGAUGAUGUUGUUGUCGACGUUGAUGAUGUUGAUGAUGAUGUCGAUGAUGAUGACGAUGUUGAUGACGUUGACGAGGUUGAUGAUGAUGUUGUUGAUGACGAUGAUGAUGUUGAUGAAGAUGAUGAUGAUCACGAUGACAAUGAUGGUGAUGAUGAUGAUGCUGAUGAAGAUGAUGACGCUGAUGGUGGUGGCGACGAUGAUGGUGAAGAUGGGGGCGAUGAUGAUGAUGAUGAUGGCAAGCAAGAAUCACGGGCCCGCUCGCGAGGAAAGGACGAGCGGGAAUCAGAAGGGGACACAAAAACCAUGUGGCCCAAUGUCACCGACAUCCUUUCCCUCCGUCCCCGCAACUUGAAACAGGCGGCGCAACGCAGCCACUCCCAUGGGCCGGCGAACAUGCCUGACACGUGGGCAGGCAGAACAACACUUUACCUUGAAGAGGGCACAGCGCACACGAUGGCGCUGCUCUUUGACGGCUCACAGUUCUUCGAGGAGGCACAGUUCUUCGAUGACGGCGAAGUGCACACGAUGGCGCAACUGUUCGACAAGGGCUCAGCGCAAACGGCGGUGGCCACUUGCUGACGCAGGACGCAGAGAUGAGAUGUCGAAGCGGAGACAACCGAACCACAGACGA
Messenger RNA from Chara braunii, 1099 nucleotides. Lineage: Eukaryota; Viridiplantae; Streptophyta; Charophyceae; Charales; Characeae. The record is from the annotation of a GenBank genome assembly.